AUCUCGGGAUCGUCCCUCAAGCUAAAGCUCUUGCGCACGUUUCAGGUCCUCGUUAAAGUGAUUCUGACACCGGCGUGCGCGCGCCAGGUGAAGGCUGAAGUUGUGCAGGGUCGGACGGUGGUGAAAUGUUCAAGGAGGCCAGUUGAACCUGGAGAGUCCCCUUGCGCUCCUUGCGUCCCUCCUCACGCCUUUCCUCCCACUUUUUCCAACCCACUUGCUUUCAGGAUCCCACGCAAAAACCGCAAGAUCAUAUAGCAUUCCACCCAAAACCCCCUUCAGAAAUGGGCACAACAAACAGCACACCAACCUCCUCCCAGCAAACACCCCUCUCCAAGCUCGACGCCGAAUUCCUCACCCAAUACGCCGCCCUCAAAUCCCGCGCCCUGAACUGGUCAAAAGAAUCCGUGCUGAUCCUCAAAGGGAAUGAGUUUAUCCUGUUGUCGUUGCCUAGCCCGCGGCCUGCGUCUGUUGGACUGGUUGAGGAUGACACGGCGGGGAUGACAACACAGGGGAGGAGGGGAUCUUUUUGCCUCCCCACAAGUCCCACCCGCCGUUCAACAAAUGGUUGCGCAUCCCAACAAAGACAACAUCCCUCCCUCACCCCCCACCCGCACCUAACACGCACAACACACACCCUCCACAUCCCCCUCUUCCACGAGCUCAAAUCCCUCUGCCACAUCCCGUUGGCAAUCCUCGCCGCCAUCGCGGGGGACAUUGACCACCGUCAGGCAAGGGCGGCGUUGAGGAGGGUUUGGGAGGGGGCGAGGGAUGUUGAGAGGACGAUGCGGGACGGUGGGGGGUAUUGUUUGAGUGAGGAGCAGAGGGAGAGGAAUUUGGAGUUGGUGCGGAGGACUGUGGUGUUGUUGGAGGGGGUUGUUGGUGGGGAGACGAGGGAAGAGCGGGUUGUAAUUGUUGAGAAGGAUGGGAGUGAAUUUGAAGGAAAGGGUGUGCUGACGAAAGACGAUGUAAGCACGUACAUCCGGUCGCUCCGGCAGACCUUCUCGCGCAACAUGUGGGACGCUACGCAAGAUUGUCUACUGGCCAUGGACGCCGCCCUCCGCUCCAUUCUCUCCGAGCACGUAGAAACACUACAUGGCAAGAAACUGCAUAUCGUAGUCCAGGGCGAACACAUGCCCGCCCGCGACAACAUGUUCGUCCAAUACUUCUUAGCUGCGACGGGGACGGAGAAGGAAGGGGAGGGGGUAUACUACUGCUCGCCGAAGCUGAGUGAGGAGGAGGUUGUCGGGAUCGUGCAGCAGCAUAUUACGGACGGGUUGGUGGGGUGGCAGGUUUUUGGGGAUAGGGAGAGGAUGCAUUCGGAUUUGCUGGCGCCGUCGGCGCAUAAGAUACUGGAUGAAUGGAAGGCGGAGGGUAGAUUGCCGUAUGGGGAGCUGCUAGAUGGGAGAGAGGCUGCUCAAAUGAAGUGCCCAUUUUUGAAUGGAAGUCUCUGAUGCAACUACUCAGUAACCAGCUCACUGAUUCUGCGGAGAGGCUUGAACGAACAAUGCGAAGGUGUAAAUGUGAAAUCACGAUGUCAAAAGACAGUAAUCAAAAAGGUUAUGGGGACAGUGUGAUGAAGUGCGGGAAUAUGUUGGUUCCCUAGAGUAUAUAUUGCGCAACGGAAC
Messenger RNA from Fimicolochytrium jonesii, 1625 nucleotides. RefSeq lists its product as uncharacterized. The record is from RefSeq and is a predicted model, not a curated record. Bases 282 to 1451 code for a protein of 389 amino acids. The transcript has a single exon. NCBI's taxonomy places the organism in Eukaryota, Fungi, Chytridiomycota, Chytridiomycetes, Spizellomycetales, Powellomycetaceae.